This is a messenger RNA of Gossypium arboreum, 1180 nucleotides long. RefSeq lists its product as uncharacterized. The transcript has a single exon. The record is from RefSeq and is a predicted model, not a curated record. The coding region runs from base 85 to 1089 and encodes 334 amino acids. Lineage: Eukaryota; Viridiplantae; Streptophyta; Magnoliopsida; Malvales; Malvaceae.
CCACAAGCUUUUCACCCCGUCACUCAAUUUAUUUAAGAAAUCAUGAAAACAAAAAAAAAUCAAACCCAAAGCUGAGUAUUGUUGAUGAUGAUGGAUAGGGAGCAGGAAGAGCUUCAAUUUCUGGGUUUCUUUGGCAUAGUGAAAGAAUCAUUGAAGAUCAUAUAUUCAUGGAGAAAAAUCUUCGCCCAAAUUACCCUAUCCUUUAUUUUCCCUCUCUCUUUCAUUUUUCUAGCUCAUAUCCAAAUCUCUCAGCUCCUUUUUGCUAAUAUCCUCAAUAAUGAAGACACAUUGAAUUAUACCCAAGCUGGAACUCCUGGAUAUGAUAAACUUUCCGAUGUAAUAUCAUCCGAAUGGGUUGCACUUUGGCUCUUCAAAGCUGCAUAUUUCACUUUCUUUCUCAUCCUUUCACUUCUCUCCACUUCGGCUGUUGUUUACACAAUCGCAUGCAUUUACACAGGCAAGGAAAUCUCGUUCAAGAAGGUCAUCAGUGUGGUACCCAAGGUUUGGAAGCGACUUUUCGUGACUUUCCUUUGGAGUUUCGCCAUUGUUUUCGUUUACAACAUCGUUUCUGGUAUGUUGUUAUUGUUGCCGGUUGCUGUGCUAGGAUUAGGCAUGUUAGGGAUAUCGGUUUUCGUGGUUGUUCUCGUGCCGUACUUGGCGGGACUGGUUUAUAUUUCCUUGGUUUGGCAAUUGGCUAGCGUGGUUUCAGUGUUGGAAGACGACUAUGGGAUCAAAGCCAUGAAGAAGAGCAAGGCGUUGAUAAAGGGUAAGACGGGGGUUGCGGUCGCCAUGUUUCUUGUGCUGGUUGUUUGUUUUAUUGGGAUUCAAGUGGUGUUCGAGAUCGGGGUGUUGUUUUAUUGGUCGAUGAGUGUUGAAAUGAGGAUUGGGAUUCCAAUCCUUUGCUUUUUGAUACUGUUUAUGGUGGUUCUGUUCGGACUUGUUGCUCAAACAGUUAUCUACUUUGUGUGCAAAUCAUAUCACCACGAGAAUAUAGACAAGUCUUGUUUAGCAGAUCAUCUCGAGGUUUAUCUUGGAGAGUAUGUUCCUCUCAAGGCUAAGGAUGUCCAACUUGAGCAGUUUCAUGUGUAAUUUUCUGUAUUCUAUAUAUCUUUUGAGUAUUUUUGUAUCAAGGAAAAAGUUAUUGGGUCCAAUUCCAAAUUUGAAUUUUACUUAAAUACAA